UUGACUCUUGUUAGCUACCCGCUUGAUUCGAUCCGAUUCGAGUCGAUUCGAACCGAUUCGAGUCGAUUCGAACCGAUUCGAACCGAUUCGAGUCGAUUCGAACCGAUUCGAACCGAUUCGAACCGAUUCGAACCGAUUCGAACCGAUUCGAAAAAAUUUUUGUUAGCUACCCGCUUGACUCUUGUUAGCUACCCGCUUGAUUCGAUCCGAUUCGAGUCGAUUCGAGUCGAUUCGAGUCGAUUCGAGCCGAUUCGAAUCGAUUCGAAUCGAUUCGAAUCGAUUCGAAUCGAUUCGAAUCGAUUCGAGGCAUUUUUUUUUAAUUUUUCUGGGUGGUUAUUCGAGUCUGGGUGGUUAUUCGAGUCGAUUCGAGUCGAUUCGAGCCGAUUCGAGUCGAUUCGAGCCGAUUCGAGCCGAUUCGAGUCGAUUCGAGCCGAUUCGAAUCGAUUCGAAUCGAUUCGAGGCAUUUUUUUUUAA
Caenorhabditis angaria is the source of this 474-nucleotide messenger RNA. The record is from the annotation of a GenBank genome assembly. Lineage: Eukaryota; Metazoa; Nematoda; Chromadorea; Rhabditida; Rhabditidae.